This is a messenger RNA of Ostrea edulis (European flat oyster), 1059 nucleotides long. RefSeq lists its product as uncharacterized. Bases 182 to 991 code for a protein of 269 amino acids. Gene Ontology annotation, molecular function: zinc ion binding. The record is from RefSeq and is a predicted model, not a curated record. The transcript has 3 exons. Lineage: Eukaryota; Metazoa; Mollusca; Bivalvia; Ostreida; Ostreidae.
UAUCGUCAGUGUCCUUGGACCUUAUCUGGCAGAUCCAAAGAACAAUGACUCCUCUAUUCUCAACCAUUCGAUUCAUUCAAACACAGAUGAAAUAAAGACCUGGGUCAGAGAGGACGAUAUAUUUGUUGUUGAUAGAGGUUUCCGGGAUUCAGAAUCACUUUUGAAUGACCUGGGUAUACGUAUGGAGAUGCCUGCGUUUAUCCCGAAGGGCCAGAAGCAAUUGUCUACAGAGGAAGCUAACAGUUCUAGACUUGUAACAAAGGUCAGAUGGGUUGUUGAAUCCGUAAAUGGAAGAAUAAAGACAUGGAGAUAUCUUGGUAAAACACUUCCAAACAGCCAGAUCCCGUGUAUUGGAGAUUAUGUUAGGAUUGUCUGUAGUCUUUGUAACAAGUACCGGCCUCCUAUCAACUCUGGAACAUUUGAUGACGAUAUCACCAUUGCAUCAACAAUGACAAUGUUGGCCAAACAGACAAACGGACUUCAACAGUUUGUUCUUGAAAAUGGGCUUGAUAAAAGAUCCAUGAAAUGGACUUCCAUCGACGCUGACAGCAACACCAUCACCGAUUUUCCCAGGCUUACUGAGGGAGAUAUCAGAAACCUUACAAUUGGUGUCUAUCAGCUAAAGACGGCAAAAUCAUAUGCGGCAGAACAUCUUACAGAUGAUGGAUUAUUUGAAAUUUUUGUGAGCGAUGAUAUACCCAAUAUUGUCAGUGCCAAAAUUCAAAGCCGCCACACUUCAUCUAAAAAGUAUUCCUUGUGGAUAAAAUACGAUAUCACCAUCUUGUUCUGGUAUUGUACCUGUAAAAAUGGAUCCCGGGUUGUUGGAAUGUGCGGUCACAUAUCCUGUAUUAUCUGGUAUUUAGCCUUUGCUAGAUAUCAGAACGAAUCUUGCGGUAUUCGUGACUGGACAGAGGAAGUGGAUGAUGCGGCGAGAUCCAUCGCCAGCUCCGAGGAUGAGGAUACUGUCGAUUAUGAUGGACAAGAAGAGUAGUGCAAACCAUACUUUUGUUUAACGUUAAUUGACGAUAUUUAGUUAAUCACGCCCAAAAUGAAUUUAUC